Messenger RNA from Trichoderma asperellum CBS 433.97, 2844 nucleotides. RefSeq lists its product as uncharacterized. Gene Ontology annotation, molecular function: microtubule binding; GTP binding; GTPase activity. Gene Ontology annotation, cellular component: membrane; cytoplasm; microtubule. The record is from RefSeq and is a predicted model, not a curated record. Lineage: Eukaryota; Fungi; Ascomycota; Sordariomycetes; Hypocreales; Hypocreaceae.
AUGCCGCAUUCCACCCCUCGUCGUGGUCGCGGUCCUGGAAAUCGGCAGCUUCUUGUUAAACGUGAACCAGAUGCCAUUUCUCGCCCCGAUACAGCCACCGAUAUUAGUACCGAAGCUGGCGAACCGUUGAAUGCGCCAGAGUACUAUAACUCCUUUAUCGAUCCUCGUGGCAACAGAUCUAAUGCUCCGGCGCCUAGUGAACGCACGGUAGAGUCAGAUCCUACAGACCCCGUGUUUCAAGAAGUGAGAGCUGCCGCUCCGGCUGCAAGCACCGUGGCUGCGGCCAGCCCUCGAAACUUGGAGGAGAGCUUCUUUCAGACCUCGUUCCAAGACAUUGGCAAGAAGCUCAAGGAUUGCAACGAUACUCUGGGAGAGCUGCAGCAACUCGGCGUGUCCCACGAUGUUCAGCUGCCAGAGCUAGUACUCGUUGGAGAUCAGUCUGCCGGCAAAUCCAGCUUGAUGUCUGGCCUUGCCAACUUGGAUUUGCCGCGGAGUGAGGGAACUUGCACACGAUGCCCUCUACACAUUCGCGUCUCUCGCAACGCUGACUGGUCUUGUCGUGUUUGGCUGCGGAAAGAGUAUUCCUAUGAGCCUCCGGAUGGCGCCAUACAUGAGACAGACGUCACCGUUAACGACCCCUUCUUCCCUUGGCGAAAGCGACCUAGCACCCUCGUACUGGAAUUCAAGACGAUGCACGACAAGAAUGAGAUUGAAGAAGUUCUGCGCUGGGCCCAAAUUGCUAUUCUAAACGACGACAAGAAUCACAACUUGUUCGUCCCUGGCCGGGGCGCCACUGCCAUGCACACGCCGAUUGAAAAGGCGGCAGAAGAGACUCUCGCCAAGUUCUCCCCCAAUGUCGUUGCAUUGGAGAUCAAAGGCCCAGACCUGCCGGAUUUGUCAUUCUACGAUAUGCCUGGUAUUUUUCAGAAUCCUGCUGACGCCAAUGACGAGUAUCUGGUCAACGUGGUCCGAAAUCUUUCUAGCGCCUACAUUCAGCAUCCCUCUGCCAUCAUAAUCUGCGCCAUGCCAAUGAACAGUGACGCCGAAAACUCGGCAACUUUUGGCCUCACUCGAAAAUUAAAAGCCAAAGAUAGGACUAUCGGUGUGCUUACAAAGGCAGAUCUGCUUCCCGACGGUGGAAAUCACUCCCAGUGGCUCGAUAUAAUGAAGGGGCGUGCUCAUGCCACAGGGCUAGGAUACUUCAUCACCUCCCGCCCCCAAGGCAAAGAUUUGGAGGAAUUGAAGAAAUGGGAGGAGCGCAUGUUUGAGGACCAGUCUGUGGAUAAAUGGCCCGCCCCCUUUCACCAAUUCGUCCACCGCUGCGGUGUUGAACGACUUAAAGCAUUCCUUUCGGAGCGAUUAGGUGAGGAAUUUGCAAAAAGCUUGCCAACCAUCAAAUCCAAGGUCAAGUACCUUCUCGACAAAACUAACCGACAGCUGGCCAAUCUCCCUGAGCUCCCCAGCAACGUGGAAUUGGAAAUCCAGACUUGCCUCAACAGCUUUGCCGACAGCGCUCGGGUCAGGAUUGAUGACUUUGCCGCGCGCAUCAAUAGCUUACCUAUCAGUUUUCGAGACUGUCUUUUGGAAAUCAAGCCCAAAUUCGUUCUCAAAGACCAAAGCGACAUUGAUCCUGUAAUACUGUCAGACGAUGAUGAGCCGGAUGCGGCAACGGUUAAUAAUGCCGCGGCGAGCUUCAACACGCCUUCGAAACGGCGACACACAGCGCAACAAGCAACGCCAUCGAAGCGAACAAGAACCGAUCGUAUGGCCAACGGAACACCAGACAUGGUCAAGCCUGAGGAUACCGGCAGUGUUAAUGUUGGCACUCCGCAACCUGGACUUCCCAUACGUCAAAUGGGCCUCGUACAUCCCUUUACACAAUUUAGCGAAAUUGGUCGAGGGUUUCGUACACUAAGGGAGGUCAAGGAGGAAAUACAGGCCAAGAUGAAGGCUGGCAUGCCAAGCAUCAUCCCGCCAGAUGUCUACAAUGACUUGGCUAUGGAGGCCAUUAAGCCGUGGAACAAACCAACCAGUGUCUACUUGUCAGAGGUGAUUCGCCUGCUUCAUGUUGAGCUCGAGUCGGCAUUGAAUAAGUCGCUGGAGAAUCUCAAGAAACGAUUCAUCUACCCAGAGGCCCGGCGACAUCUCAAGAGCUGUUUAGAUUUUCAUUGGCAAAUAACUCAAAGAGCACUCCAGGAGCUUUAUACUGAUGAGACAGAGCGGGUUAUGACAUACAACACAGAAGCAUUUGACCAGUGUCUGAAGAGUGAGAGAGCCGUGCUAACUCGAUUUCGACAUCACAUGAGAAUGAUAGGAGCAGGCUACGCCCAAAAGGGUCUCGUUCCGUGGGAAGGGCUUACGGAAGAAAAGCAGGCCCAAGACAUGAAGCGGCGAGAAUUGGAGCAAACCAAGCUGAAGCCGGACGAAUUUGAGCGGGAGGUCGAGGUUGUUGCGUACGUUAGAGGGUACUACAAGCUCGCCGCCCUACGAUACUCCGAUGCCGUUACGCAGCGCAUCGUUUGCCGCAUGAUCCCUGCCAUUCGCCGGCAGCUGCGCAAUUACCUAGACGAGCAGCUUGGUGUGCGCGGGCCAAACUCUGUGAACAUCUACGCGAAGCUCAUGGAUGAAGAUGCAGCGACAGCAGCCAAGCGCGAGAUGCUCAAGAUGGAACAGGGCAAGUUUAUCCAGGCUCUUCAGAGCAUCGAAAGUCUUGAGUCGGAGAUGACUUCGGAUGUGGCGAGCGUUAUUGAGAGUACUGGUCUGCGGUCGGAUCCAGCCCAGGGACGACGAGAGUCUGAUGCGACGAUGGAGGUUGACAUUCGUUUUGCGACGGGAGAGAUGUGA